Molecule: messenger RNA, 874 nt
Organism: Carassius gibelio (silver crucian carp)
Lineage: Eukaryota; Metazoa; Chordata; Actinopteri; Cypriniformes; Cyprinidae
Product: alpha-ketoglutarate dehydrogenase component 4
Exons: 5
Coding region: 79-420 (113 amino acids)
Biological process (GO): 2-oxoglutarate metabolic process
Source: RefSeq, a predicted model, not a curated record
GUUAUAAUAAAAUACUAGACAUCUUCUUGUCGUUUUGUCUGCGUGGGUUUGAACCGGAAGCAGUAAUCGGAUGCAGUCAUGGGAAGCAAAGUGAGUGGCAAGAUGGCAGCUGUCAGUCGGGUCGUGCAGGUUGUGCGACCUCAUGCACCUUUAAUUAAAUUUCCAGAUCGGAAUGGCAUCCCUAGGCCAAAUGUGCAAGAAGCACUGAACGUGCUUGCAGCCUGUCUCCCACAGAUCUCCCCAUCUGCACCUCCACCUACAACAUCAAUAUCACCUCCACCCAAACCACCGGGACCCAUAAUCCGACUGCCUGGCACCCCUGACAGCACUGAUGUAAUUCGAGAUCUCCCUCAGAAAUACCGCAGAAGAACCCUUGCGUUAGAUGAAAUGGACUACAUUCAGCGUGGUGGACCAGAGUGACUGUGGUCCAGUUCAUUCAAUCACUCUAUUUGCAGAAAUCGGAUAUAUUACUUUUUUUUUCUCAGUGUAAGGAGUUUAUAAUGUCAUAUAGCAAACCAACUAAUUCAAUUACAGUUUUAUUGUACAUACAGAUUAUUAUUUGAUAGUUCAGCCUAUGAUUGGUUAUUUCAUUAUUCAGGUGCUCUGUAUUUACAUUAAAACACAGAACUCUUGGCCUUCUUAUUCUUCAAUCUGUCUGUCAUUUACUCUUGUGAUGUACUGGCUACUCUGACCAGCCCGUCUUCUGACCAUCAUGAACAGAGUUUAUUCAUUUUCUUCUUCCAUUUCAUUACGUGUUCUGGGUUCAGAGAAAAGCACUGAUCAGAGUGCCAGCAUAUUCUACAGGUCUGAACAAAAUGGAUCGCUAUGAGUAUUGUGGAUUUGAAUGAUUAAAAUAAUACAUUUUGAAAGCCUC